Xyrauchen texanus (razorback sucker) is the source of this 3673-nucleotide messenger RNA. RefSeq names its product proline dehydrogenase 1, mitochondrial-like. The coding region runs from base 75 to 1829 and encodes 584 amino acids. Lineage: Eukaryota; Metazoa; Chordata; Actinopteri; Cypriniformes; Catostomidae. The record is from RefSeq and is a predicted model, not a curated record. Gene Ontology annotation, molecular function: FAD binding; proline dehydrogenase activity. The transcript has 13 exons. Gene Ontology annotation, cellular component: mitochondrion.
GGUGACUUGGCAAAGCAGCAGCAAAACAGUGUUAAUUUAAAUAUUUAAUUUGUCAGUACAGAGGCCUUCUACUGAUGUCUCUCCUCAAAACUCUACCUGCUUUUGCGCUCGCGACUCGUGGCAGCAACAUUAGAGGUUUGUUUUGCUCCACUCGGCAUGGUUAUCAUCGGAGUGUACAAGCCCCGACCAAAACAAACGCACACGAGGAUCCUUCUCACAAUGACAAGAUCUCCAUUGACUUUGAACAAACAAAAGAAGCCUACAAAAGCAAAGACACUCUUGAGUUACUUAGAAGCUUGGUCGUUUUUAAACUGUUCUCAUAUGAUAUCCUGGUUGAAAAGAACAAAGAGAUAAUAGACCUUAGCAGAAAGUUUUUGGGACAGAAGAUGUUCGAGCAAGUUAUGAAGAUGACAAUCUAUGGUCAGUUUGUGGCUGGUGAGGACCAUCAGUCCAUCAAACCUAUGGUGCAGAAGAACCAAGCAUAUGGUGUGGGUGCUGUGCUGGAUUACAGCGUGGAAGAAGAUCUCUCGCAAGAAGAAGCUGAAAGGAAAGAGAUGGCAGGGAGGAAGUUCACAGCCCAUCAUAAGUUCGACGAUCGCCGUGAAGGCGCUAUGAGUGCCCGUACGUAUUUCUACGCUGAUGAGGCAAAAUGCGACCAGCACAUGGAGACUUUCCUAAAUUGCAUCAAAGCAUCAGGUGGAAGUUCUGAAGAUGGUUUCUCCGCUAUUAAGAUGACAGCCCUGGGGCGCCCACAAUUCUUGCUCCAGCUCUCAGAGGUGCUGGUGAAAUGGAGACGUUUUUUUAGUUUCCUGGCUGCCAAGCAGGGGAAAGAUGGCGUGGAGGUGCUCGAGCAGAAACUGGAUCUCGUGCAAUUGCAGGCAUGUCUAGCCAGGCUCGGCGCUCAAGGCAACAUUCUGAGCUGGUUCUCUGAUGGACAUUCGCACUCAUCAGGCUCUGUCGACAUGUUGGACUGGAACAGUCUGAUUGAUGAGAGAACGAAGAUAUUUGAUCUUCUAGUUGUCCCGAACCUGCAGACUGGUCAGUUGGAGCCUCUUCUGUGUAAGUUCACUGAGGAAGAAGAGAAACAGAUGAAAAGAAUGAUUCAGCGACUGGACAUCUUGGCUAAGUAUGCAGUGGAAAAUGGUGUCAGGUUGAUGGUGGAUGCAGAGCAGACGUAUUUCCAACCUGCGAUCAACCGACUCACUGUAGAGAUGCAGAGGAUCUUCAAUAGAGACAAAUCUGUCAUAUUUAACACUUAUCAGUGCUACCUCAAAGAGGCAUUUGAUAAUGUCUCCAUGGAUGUUGAGCUGUCAAGGAGAGAGGGCUGGUUUUUCGGUGCUAAGUUGGUGAGGGGGGCUUACAUGUACCAGGAGAGAAGCCGAGCAGCAGAUAUUGGAUAUGAGGAUCCCAUCAAUCCAGACUAUGAAACCACAAACAUAAUGUACCACAGGUGCCUGGAUUACGUGUUGGAGGAGAUUGAACGGAACAAGAGAGCGAAUGUCAUGGUGGCAUCACACAAUCUAGACACGGUUAAACAUACACUUAGAAGGAUGAAUGAAAUGGGUCUGGCACCAACUGAUAAGAAGGUGUACUUCGGUCAGCUCCUGGGAAUGUGUGACCAGAUCAGCUUUCCAUUAGCUCAGGCAGGAUUCCCAGUGUACAAGUACGUUCCGUUCGGUCCGGUGAAUGAGGUGAUCCCGUACUUGUCCCGUCGGGCGCAGGAGAACCGUGGCAUUAUGAAAGGAACCCAGAUGGAGAGAGACCUUCUGUGGAAAGAGCUCAUGCGCAGACUGACUAGUGGAGAGGUUUUCUACACACCCGCUUUAUAAAACACACUCUCCACUUCUUAGAGACUUCGGAUGAUUCAUUCAUCUCUCUCUCUUCACUUUCGGAGGAUAAAGAAAGUCUGUUCUUUAUGACAUACUGCACAAAGGACCCAUCAUUUCUACCUAAAUACCAUAAGUGAAUCUCACAAAUCUUAGGUUGCUCUGUAAACGUCUGGGUCAUAUUUUCAGCCCAACAACAUAUUAAAAAAUCAAAUUAAAAAACAAAACAAUUAUGGUGACACUUAACAAUAAAGUUGUAUUUGUUAACAUACGUUUACUACAUUAGUUAACAUGAAUUAUGUCAACAUUAGUUAAUGCUCUAACAUGAAAAAACUAUUAACAAUAGUGUUUUUAACAUUAACUAAUAUUAAUAGAUGCUAUUAAAAAUUUUACAAAAAAUAUACAUUUAUUUUUGCUUAAAGAAAAUGAAGCCUAUUUCUUAAACAACAAUUAUUUUUCCCAUUGUGAAAAUAUUUUUUAUGACAAUUUUGCCCCAAAUUAUUAUUAUCAUAAAGAAAUCUCAUUCUCAUUACAAUAAUGUGAAAAAUAUCAAUUGUUUACAUUAUUAUUGCAUUUUACUUAUACAGUACAUAAUGCUAGUAUUUGUUGUACUGCAUUUAAUGUAUGCUGUUUUCAUUCAAGAUUUCUUAUAACACAUCAUCAUUGACAAUAAUCAUAAUUAAGACUCCAGAAUGUAAAACAUCCAGACACCUAAUGAUUGAGAAUUUGGAAGUUAAAUGAUCUUGAUUGUCAUUAAAAUAAUGCCACAAUGUGACAAAUCGUAAUGGUAUAUCUAUAUUUUUCCUUUUUUCCUUUUUUUUUUUUUUUUGUGAGAUUCACCCAGUCACUACAGUAAACUUAAUAUAAAGGUCCCCAAAAACUGAAGCUGUCAAAGUAUUUUACAAAGUUAUUUUUCUUUCCUUGAUGACAGUGGUGGCUAAUACUAAGUUACCACAACUUUGUUCUAGCAAGAGUAACUUUAGUAACUGAUAUUUUGGAUAUGAUGGACAUCCAUACAGCUCAUCCAUCUCUCCUGCAUCUUUAUGACUCUGAAAGGGCUCUCUAAAUUGUCAGAUGCCUGAGUGUGCACCGCUAUUUUAUACCCCACCUUUAUUCAUAAUGUGGAACACCAAUAGUAAAAAUACAAGCAUGAUUUAACCACUAAUAAACAAACCCAUCAGUAUCACUUUCCUGUAAUGACGAUUUGAAUUCAAGGAAAACAACGGCUGAAGUUCCACAACUAUAUUUUAUGCAUGCGACUUUAUGUGCUCCGAGUAAGGGAUUGUGGGUACACAUGGAACACUCAGUUUGGCGGGUAGACAACAGCACGUUACUCUACACUAGAUAAAGUUGUGUACACCGAUUAUAUUUCAGAUGUAAUAUAUUCAUAUUGAGUGGUUUGUUUGUGCUGAAGCCAAAUUAUGUCAUUUGCACUGAGUUUCAUUAUGAAUACAAAAACAAAACAUGGUUUUAUGGAAAUUGCUGGAAUAUUUGCGUGCCCUCGCCUUAAUGUAUCUCUUCUGCUGAAACGUGCUCGAUGAGCUCUGAAAGCGUGUUUUGAGGAUGAUUUGAAUUUCACUUUGCAGCUUAAUGAAUCUGGUGUUUAGAUUACACAAGGCGAGAAUUAAAUCCACUCUUUUAUUAUCUGGGCAAUGAAGCUUUUUAUGCUUAACCAACAGUUUCUCACUCUCUCCAUCUGUUAAUAUUUUCUAUUUCCCCAUGGAGUAUUUGGGUAAGACGAAUAAAAUGCUGUAAUUAAUUGAGUCGAAGUUAAUGAUUUCAAGACGAAGGGUUUGCUCUGAAGUAAAUCGCAAUUCCUUGUCUGUUUAUUUCCUGGUUGAAAUCUG